UCAAAGACAUUUGGGGGGCGGAUAAGGAAGUGAGGGGGCAGAAGUCACGUCGGUUGUAGAAGUGAGAGGACUGGGCCGGUGCAGCGUAAAUGGACCCACUUCUACCAUCCGGCGAUGCUCAACUCAGUGUUUUCGAUAGCGAUGAUUCUCCAGGAGAAAUAAAGAAGUUUUUACAGUCAAACGCAAAAAAUGACCCCAGAUUCCAAGAGCUGCAGACGUUCCUGAUCGAUUGGAUCAACGGCGAACUGAAAGAGGAGCACAUUGUGGUGAAGAGCCUAGAAGAGGAUCUGUACGAUGGGCUCGUUCUUCACCAUCUGCUCAAAAAAAUAGCUGGAAUGAAGUUGGAGGUGGAGGAGAUUGUGCUGUCAGCCAACAGCCAGAAGCGCAAGUUGGGAAUCAUCAUGGAGGCCAUAUCCCAGAGUCUGCAACUGCAGGAGACUGACCUGAAAUGGAGCAUAAAUGAGAUCCACAACAAAGACCUACUGUGUACAUUGCACCUCAUUGUGGCCCUUGCACAGCACUUCCGUCCGGACUUGGAGCUUCCUUCCAACGUGGCAGUAGAAGUGAUCAAAGUGGAGGCCAUCAUGAAUGAACAAGCACCUGGUAAACCUGAGCCUGACACUGACGGAGCUGGAGAGCCAGUUUGCUGAUGGCGUAAUCCUCCUGCUCCUCAUCGGGCAACUGGAAGGCUAUUUCAUGAAUCUCGGCUCCUUUUUCCUGACUCCCGGC
Molecule: messenger RNA, 729 nt
Organism: Xenopus laevis (African clawed frog)
Lineage: Eukaryota; Metazoa; Chordata; Amphibia; Anura; Pipidae
Gene: parvg.L
Product: gamma-parvin-like
Exons: 8
Coding region: 90-650 (186 amino acids)
Source: RefSeq, a predicted model, not a curated record